Molecule: messenger RNA, 711 nt
Organism: Mesorhabditis spiculigera
Lineage: Eukaryota; Metazoa; Nematoda; Chromadorea; Rhabditida; Rhabditidae
Source: the annotation of a GenBank genome assembly
AUGCACACAAUUUUCCUGACCGGCGGCAUCGCGUCGGGCACGUCGGCCGUCAGCGAGGUGUUCCAAGAGCGCGGGAUCCCUGUAAUCGAUGCGGACGUGAUCGCGAGAAAAGUCGUAAAACCGGGCACCUCAGCGCACGCCCGAUUACGCGCCGAGUUCGGGCCCGCCUUUUUCGACGCGCACGGCAAUCUGUUGCGCAAAAAGUUGGCCGACGUGGUUUUCGAGGAUGUUGAGAAACGACGCCGCCUCAACGCCAUCACGCACCCGGCGGUGCGAUGGGAGAUCGCGAAACAGUACCUCCAAGCCCUAUUCCAAGGCGCAAACCUCUGCCUGCUCGACAUUCCGCUGCUUUUCGAGUCGGACGUGUGGAAAUGGUGGCCGCUGUCCACAGUAUGCCUCGUACAUUGCAGCCCCGGGCAGCAAAUGGAGCGGCUGAUGGCGCGCGACGGGUGCACGAGAGAGCAAGCCGGGGCUCGCAUUAAUGCGCAGAUGCCAAUCGAAGAGCAAAAACUUCGCGCCGAGCUGCUCAUCGACAAUUCAGGGCGCCGCGAGGAGCUCGUCGAAAAAGCGGUUACGAUAAUCGAUCGAUACGAGCGUAGCCUGGUGCCAUUCUACGUCCGCGGCGUCUUCUUCCUGCUGCUCCUCACCCCGGUGUGGUAUUUCUUGAAUUUAAAAAUCCUCUGCCUGCUCAAUUUUGUCAUAUUUCUGUUG